This is a messenger RNA of Pteropus alecto (black flying fox), 1431 nucleotides long. RefSeq names its product C-type lectin domain family 2 member E-like. The transcript is spliced from 5 exons. Bases 264 to 860 code for a protein of 198 amino acids. Gene Ontology annotation, cellular component: external side of plasma membrane. The record is from RefSeq and is a predicted model, not a curated record. Lineage: Eukaryota; Metazoa; Chordata; Mammalia; Chiroptera; Pteropodidae.
AAAAAAAUAAUCAGCCUACAAUAAUACUUAUGCCAAAAAGACAUUUUAGGCUGUUGUAUUUUGCUUCCUUAUAGAAUCUCAUUUUGAUAAUUCAAGCAUAUCAUCAAGCUGGCUGUGAGUUAGAAUAAGUUAAAAAAAAGUUCAAAUUUCAAACACAAACUUUCAUUUUCGUGUUCCUGCCUGUUAUCGUUUUGCAAAUAGAAUAGAGUUCCUCCUAGAGGUUUGUGAACAGACCACAGAGUGCUGCUCCUCUAAGCAGAAAGAUGACGGCUAAAGAGGUUUCACUUAAAAUGUUACAGACAGACUUUACCUUCAGAGAUGGUGUGGAGAAGAAAAGAUCUGGAAAAAAUCUCCAAAUAAAACAUCUAGCAACUGCAUAUCCUGUAACCUGUAUUUCGGUUAUUACUUGCUCCUUUAUUAUAAUCCUUCUAAUUAUAAUCCUACUCGUUCCGAAAGAGAGAAGCACAAUGCCAGUCUUAGAGUACCCUGUCUGUGCUGCCUGCCCAGAACAAUGGAUUGGGUUUGGAAAUAAGUGUUUUUAUUUUUCCGAUGACACAAGGAAUUGGACACACAGCCAAGCUUUCUGUGCCUCAUUAAAAUCUCAACUUGCUCAGUUUGAAACCCUGGAGGAACUGAAAUUCCUAAAAAGAUACAAAGGCCUUUCUGACCACUGGAUUGGCCUUAGCAGAGAAUCAUCACAUCACAUUUGGAAAUGGACAGACAACACUGAAUAUGAUGCCACGUUUGCCAUCAGAGGAAUUGGGGAAUGUGCCUACUUGAAUGAUAAUGGAGUCAGUAGUGCUAGGCCUUACACAGAGAGGAAAUGGAUUUGUAGCAAGUCAUAUACUGUCAAUAGGUGACAAAUUUCUUCAAGACAUAUUAUAAAUAUGUACAUAUUAUAAAUAGCAUGUUCUUACCUUUUUAAAUAAUCAUAGAUAUAUAGCACAUUUUUUAAAUUUACUAUAUAUCUGUUCAAAUUAGUAUUUUUAUUGCCUUCGGCUAUAACAAAAACAAUUCAAUCAAAAAAUGGACAGAGAAUAUGAAAAAACAUUUCUAUUAAGAAGGCAUACACUCAAUAUCACUAACCAUCAGGGAAAUGCAAAUUAAAACCAGUGAGAUUCCAUGUCACACCAGUCAGAGGGCUAUUAUUAAAAAGUCAACAAACGACAUGUCAGAACGUGGAGGAAAAGGAACCCUUCGGCACUGCUGGCAGGACUGUAAAUUGGUAUAGCCACUGUAGAAAACAAUAUGGAGAAUCCUCAAAAAAAAAAAAAAACCCCAAAAACAAAAAGAGAUUUGCCAUAUGAUCCAGAAUUUAUGAAUUUCUUUUUCUAAAAAGUAUAAAAGCUGUCUCCUUUUGUCAUUUCUUUAGGUCCUAUAUCUAUGAGACCUCCAUAUGCACAAGUUAAAUUUGUUCUUUCUCCCUGCUAA